GAGAGAGAGAGAGAGAGAGAGAGAGAGAGAGAGAGAGAGAGUGCUCGAAGGACGGACAGUGACAAGAAGAGUGUUACAUCGAGCGUUAGUGUCGCGGAGUGAAACUCGCUUGACGUUUCGAAAAUACGUACACCACGAGGAAACGUUCUCAUGGAUACGAAAAGUUGAAGAUCUCCGUUGAGAUAGAUUCUACGGUGUAAGUGAAAGAGGAGAAAGUAUUUUGAGAUAACUGAAUUCGGUGAUCGAUAGAAAAGUUUGGUAUUGAUCGAAACUCGUCGAAAGAUGAGUGUUGCUCUCGUUACCAUGGAUCCGGCGUACAGUCUCCGAUUGGGGAUUGGUUCUCCUCCUCGUCAUCAUCAUCAUCAUCAUCAUCAUCACCAUCAUCAUCAUCGAGUCAGAUCGCCCGAUCACGUGGGUCAGCCUCGUCAGGAAGAUCACCUGCAUCAUCAUCAUCGUCAUCAUCAUCCUCGUCAAGAGGACACGGAUACUCCAUUGAGAUUCAGCGUCGUUAACAUAUUACGACCGGAUUUCGGAAGAGAAGCGAUUCUCAGUACGAAGGGUACGAAACAAAACGGUUUGCCGGUACCGAGACACCACAGUCCACUUCCGCUUCCACGAGAUCUCAGUUUGGGCUCCUCAGUGAACAGCAAUAACAAUAGGCUAUCGCCGCAAUCACCCAAUUCGGUUGUGAAUCGCGAGAGAGACUCAUUCCCGUCGCAUUGCGGAUUGAGCAGAAGCGGAAGCGUCGAGAGUCUUGCGAGCAAUAGGAGUUCCGUGACAGGUAGCUCUGUCACAGGUAGCACGCCGUCCCUGAGCUCAGCGUCUUCGACUAUAGGAAGCGGCGAAUCGGUGAGCGGCGAAAGCGCGACCAGCAACGCCACCAAUAUAAAUAACCUUCCACAAAAUGGGACCAAUGGUCAAAGUCUUUGGCCCGCUUGGGUUUAUUGUACUAGAUACUCCGACAGGCCCUCUUCCGGACCACGAACGAGACGAGUAAAGCGUUCGCAAAAUAGCGGAAAAAGCGGCACGCCCGAGGAGAAGCGACCUAGAACGGCAUUCAGUGCGGAACAGUUGGCCAGGCUGAAGCGAGAAUUCGCUGAGAAUCGAUACUUGACGGAGAUACGAAGGCAACAGCUCUCGAGGGAUCUUGGACUAAACGAGGCACAGAUCAAGAUCUGGUUCCAAAAUAAGAGGGCGAAGAUCAAGAAGGCGAGCGGACAGAAGAAUCCAUUGGCCCUUCAGCUGAUGGCCCAAGGACUUUACAAUCACUCGACCGUGCCGGUCGACGAGGACGGCGAGGAGAUCGUCACGGCACGAAAUCAUUCGCAGUGAAAUUUAUCCCUGAAAUAUAAUAGGAGUCUGGUGUCUAAAUAAAAUAUAAAAAAUUAAGA
Molecule: messenger RNA, 1391 nt
Organism: Vespula pensylvanica (western yellowjacket)
Lineage: Eukaryota; Metazoa; Arthropoda; Insecta; Hymenoptera; Vespidae
Product: homeobox protein engrailed-2-A-like
Exons: 2
Coding region: 283-1332 (349 amino acids)
Biological process (GO): neuron differentiation; multicellular organism development; regulation of transcription by RNA polymerase II
Cellular component (GO): nucleus
Molecular function (GO): RNA polymerase II cis-regulatory region sequence-specific DNA binding; DNA-binding transcription factor activity, RNA polymerase II-specific
Source: RefSeq, a predicted model, not a curated record